This is a messenger RNA of Nicotiana tabacum (common tobacco), 1050 nucleotides long. RefSeq lists its product as uncharacterized. The record is from RefSeq and is a predicted model, not a curated record. Lineage: Eukaryota; Viridiplantae; Streptophyta; Magnoliopsida; Solanales; Solanaceae.
AUGGCUGACAAUUUCGUCACCGCCCAUGGAGGGGAUAAAAAGGUGGAGGCCAGGGUGAAUGAUAUAUUCGCCGUUAGGCAAUCUCCUGGCGAGGGACUCAGGAACUUCCUCGCCCGGUUUAACAGGGUGAGAAUGAGCUUACCAAAUGUAUCAAAAAAGAUGGCGGUGGAAGCUUUUCACAACGGGUUGAACAAGAACAGGUCGAGAGCAACGAGAAAGUUAUUAAGCAGGCUCAUGAAAUAUCCUCCCACCACUUGGGAAGAAAUCCACAAUGCCUACUGCGCCGAGGUAAGAGUCGAUGAGGAUGACCUUAACGGUCCGACCCAAUGGUUGACAUCAGUUCAAACUGAGUCGAGAAAAGAUCCCCGUAAUGAUGGUCGAAGAGAUCAGUCAGGCCCCCAUCUCAAUCGAGAAAGACAUCAACCCUACGUCAGAACAACCGUCCCACCGUCUCCUCGACACGCGGAAGGGUCGUCUAGGCCAUAUACAGGGACUCAACGAAACAAAAAAGGUAUGCAUCCACUCUUAUCUGCUCACAACUUUUGUGUUUCCCUUUCAGAAAUAGUGUACGCACUAGAAAAGCUUGGCACAAAGGUGAAAUGGCCACAAAAGAUGAAGUCCGACCCAAAUACCCGAAAGUCGAAUGUCCUUUGUGAAUUUCACCAGGAGUGGGGACACAAAACUGAGGACUGCAUAGCUCUAUGGCAAGAGGUAGUAAACAAGCUGAACCAAGGGCACCUGAGUGAACCGAUGAGCGACCGUGGACGGGCCAACUUCAGCUGCGGACGUGAACAAUACAAGGGGCCUCCAAAGCCACCCUCCCCCACCCACACUAUCCAAAUGAUCAUCAGCGGAGGCAAUGAAACAACGAUCAACCAUGUGAAGUUCACCACUACACACAAACUGAAGCAGUCGAUCACUCACGAACGGUACGACGACCUCAGAGACAGUAUCAUCAUCAAUAAGUCAGAUACCGACUGUUUGACAUUCCCUCAUUUCGAUAGUCUUGUUAUUACUUUACGUAUUUCAAAUUAUGGCGUGAAAGAAUAA